AUGUUCGAAAUUCUGGAGGCGGACAUUGUGAUCAUACAAGAGACCAAGAUACAGCGCAAAGACCUUCGCGAUGACAUGGUCCUCGUCCCCGGCUGGGACGUCUUUUUCAGCCUCCCAAAACACAAGAAAGGAUACUCGGGUGUCGCAAUCUACACCCGCAACGCAACAUGCUGCCCGAUCCGCGCCGAGGAGGGCAUCACAGGCAUCCUCACUGGCCCCAACUCCACCACCAGCUUCCGCGACUUGCCCGAGGCUCAGCAAAUCGGCGGCUACCCGCGACCGGACCAGCUGUUAGGCGAGGUGGACGAGGCGACGCUCGACUCCGAGGGCCGUUGCGUUGUGCUCGAGUUCCCGGCCUUUGUCCUGAUUGGCACCUACAGUCCGGCGACGCGCGACUCGUCCCGCAACGAUUUCCGGCUGGGGUACCUCAACGCUCUCGACGCGCGGGUGCGGAACCUCGUGGCGGCGGGGAAGCAGGUCAUCCUGACCGGGGAUUUGAAUGUGAUUCGCGACGAGAUGGAUACCUGUAACGUCAGGGAGGCACUCCGCAAGGAGGGCAUGUCAGUGGAGGAGUGGAUGGGAAUGCCGAGUCGGCGGCUGUUCAACCAUCUCGUCUUUGACGGGCAAGUCACCGGUGAAAGGGAUGAAGGACGAGAAACGCCGGUGCUUUACGAUCUGACACGGAUCUUCCAUCCCACACGGCUGGGCAUGUUUACAUGCUGGGACACAAAGAGGAACACGCGACCAGCCAACAACGGUAGCCGGAUCGACUACAUCCUCUGCUCCGCCGGCAUCAAGGACUGGUUCACGGACUCCAACAUCCAGGAGGGCCUGAUGGGAUCAGAUCACUGCCCCGUGUACGCAAACAUGGCCGACACCGUCAAGGCCAACGGCAAAGAUACGUCUGUGCUGGACCUCAUGAACCCCGACGGCAUGUUUCGGGACGGCAAACGGCUUAGGGAAUGGUCGGCCAAAGACCUGCUCCCUCUAUCUGCCAAACUCAUCCCUGAGUUCGACCGGAGACGGAAUAUCCGCGACAUGUUCAUGAAAAAACCCGCCGCAAAACCUUCGCCAAACCCAGCUUUGAGUGCCGUCGAGUUGCAAAGUCUCGUUUCCGAGGAGCCGCCCACGCCCCAAGAGAAAGAAAAUCCGGAACCCUCGCAACAAGAAGCAUCGGAGCCACCAGCGUCGCAAGCAUCCGUCCAGUCGAACCCUGUCAAGCCGUCACUUGCCCCUUCAACCACAAGACCCCCAGCCUCACAAACAAAAUCCCCCGUAAAGCGAGUAUCAGAGACGACAAUGUCAACGAAACGUCCCGCAAAGAAGACGAAAACCACCGAUACCGAUUCCUCCUCUAAGCAAAGCACCCUCACAGGCUUCUUCAAACCCAAGCAACCGCCCCCAAAGCCGAUACCCACCGAGGCCGACCCGACGAGGCCAAACCAGCUAUCGCCCACAAACAACAGAGGUGCAGCAGGCUCAGGCGGUGGCCUGAGCCGCCCAUCCCUAUCAGGGAUAUCAAAGACUCCCCCUCCUCCCUCCGUAGGCGCAGUAGCCGCAGACGCCCCGCCGCCACCGGCCCCUUCCCCGUCACUCUCCGCAACCAAUUCCGUCGCUGCGUUUGCGGUUGCAUCUGCGCUCGACACCUCGGAAAAGGUCUUUGACCCUAUCGAGGUCAAGGAGUCUUGGUCCAGGUUUAACCUGGGGAAGAGGGUCGUGCCAAAGUGCGAGCAUGGAGAGCCCUGCAUCAUCCUCCAGACUAAGAAGCCGGGCGUCAACUGUGGCAGGUCGUUCUACAUUUGCCCCAGGCCGCUCGGAAAGUCGGGGGAAAAGGAGAAGGGAACGGAGUGGAGAUGCGGGACCUUCAUCUGGAGCAGCGACUGGAAGAAGGAUCAGUCCUAG
Colletotrichum spaethianum is the source of this 1902-nucleotide messenger RNA. RefSeq names its product DNA-(apurinic or apyrimidinic site) lyase 2. Gene Ontology annotation, cellular component: nucleus. The coding region runs from base 1 to 1902 and encodes 633 amino acids. The transcript has 3 exons. NCBI's taxonomy places the organism in Eukaryota, Fungi, Ascomycota, Sordariomycetes, Glomerellales, Glomerellaceae. Gene Ontology annotation, molecular function: phosphoric diester hydrolase activity; DNA-(apurinic or apyrimidinic site) endonuclease activity; double-stranded DNA 3'-5' DNA exonuclease activity. Gene Ontology annotation, biological process: base-excision repair. The record is from RefSeq and is a predicted model, not a curated record.